UUCCUUCUUUCCUCCCCUCUCUCCCUCCGGAGUCCGGACCCUCUCUUCGUCUUCUUCUUCUCUUUCAUAUCUCACAUGUUUCUAUUGCCUACCAAUUUGAGUUCCAUAGAUCGGCGAAGAAGAUCAGAGUUUAGGGUUCUGGAAAUCAUCCAAUUUCGGUUUAAGUAUCUUUUCGAUUAUUAUAGGAAUACAUAACAAUUUGUUUGGUUGGUAAGGAGAAGGUUCGAUCUUUGAUCCGUUCACCUGAAUUAGCUUGCUGGGUCUUUCUGGGUUUUCAAAUUUGGGUUAUGGAGCUUCUUGGUUUCGAGAAGAAUUACGUUUAAGAGGCUUUUAAAAUCAAAAUAGCCUUCUUCUUCUUCUUCUUAUUUCAUCGUAAUUUCUCGGAUGAUUUCUCUGGGGAGUAGAGAUGAUAUGAAGCGGUUACCAUUAGGAUACGGAGCUGAAGAAGAAGAAGAAGAUAUGGGCAUUACUGAACUUGAAGAAGGAGAGGCUUUUUCAUCUCAUGAAAACAAUAAUGAUUUGUCCAUUGACCCUGAUACUCUCUCAUAUAUCGAUAAGAAACUUGAACAUGUUCUCGGACACUUCCAGAAGGACUUUGAAGGUGGAGUCUCCGCUGAGAACUUGGGGGCAAAAUAUGGUGGGUAUGGCUCUUUUUUGCCUACAUAUCAACGCUCUCCCGUCUGGUCUCAAUCGAGGCCUCCAUCAAAAGUUCAGAACAGUGGCAACCAUGGGUCAGUAAAUAUUAAUCAUAAUGAGAAGACUUCUCAGAGUAAUUUGGUCAAUGAAGACAUAGGCAUGCGAUUCUCAAGUUGUGUCGUAGAAUCUGCUCCAAGGCUUGGGCUUGUUAACAACUCCGCUCACUCAUCUGAUCAGAAACCUUUGAGAGUUCGAAUUAAAGUAGGAUCUGAUACUGUUCCCCCGAAGAAAAAUAUUGAACUGUACAGUGGUCUUGGCCUCGAUGUCUCUCCGGCUUCAUCACUUAAUGGUAGUCCAACAAAAAGCGAGGGUUUAUCUUGUCAACCCAAAGAUGGCCCCGAUGUCUCACCUAGUACCAUUGUUCAGAUGAUGACAGCAUUUCCACUUCUUGACGGCUUAGUAUUAUCUCCACUUCCCAAUCACUUGAUUUGUUUGACUGAAAAGGAGAAGUUUCGGAGAGAAAAAAGUAUGCAUCGAUCUGUGCAGAAAGGUGUAAAAGAAAAUUCAAAGGGCUGCCAUUCUAUUAUGGGUGAUGUCAAAGGUUUAGGGGGAUUUAAAGUAAAAUCAUCCAACAGUGACACUUUUUCUGUAGAAUCAAAAUAUCAUCUGGGCAAGGAUGUUGAAAAUUACAGUCAAGGUCCAUUGAUGAAAGAGGAACUUGUUGGUAAUACAUUGAAGCUUCCACUUUUGUCUAGGUCAGUUGACUAUGGGAAGGGUACUGCAAAACUUGAUGGCAUCUCUAGAGUAGGAAAUAAUAUAAAGGAAGAAUGCUUAUUAGCUGAUCUAGUCAAAGAAGAAGCUGAUGCACAUGGUAAUGCCUUGAUUAAACCAAGAAAAGGAAGAAAUGUCAAAGAAGAAAAGUUGGUUAGUUCUACAAAAUCUAGCACACAUUCUCAAAAUGGAAGGAAAACGCAGACCGAUGAAGUCAUGGGUUCUUCGAAUUGGAAAGCUGGCCAAGAAGCUUUAUCUCAUGAAGAAUACAAUACAGAAUUGACAACUGCAAAACAAACAUCUUCAGUCGGCAAUAAGAAACCAAAAAGUAAGCAUGUUGUGCAAGGUGCAAAAGUUCCUAAAGACAACUCUAAUGCGAAUGGGAAUUUCUCUAAAACCAAGAUUGGAGAAUCUAGGUUACUGGAUCAACAAAAAGGGAAUGAUAUAUACACUGAUUUUUUUGGAGACAGACAGUUGGGAGAUGAAUAUAAUGAUGUAGAGUCAGUUGGAACACCUUCACCUCUGGUGCCAAUGAACAAUGAGCUUUCUGGAAAAAACACAUUAAAUGAUUGUACCUCAAAAGGGAGGAUGAUGAUGAAUGUAGAGAAAAUGGAAAAAGCACCAAGAUUUGAUGCUCCUUCAAAAGGGGUGUCUGAUUUGCCUCCACCUUCUGGGAAUGGGCUCGUUGGUGAUGCAGACAACUGGGUAGGUUGCGACAAGUGUCAGAAGUGGCGGUUACUUCCGCCUGGUACAAAUCCAGAGUCUCUUCCUGAGAAGUGGUUGUGCAGCAUGCUUGAUUGGCUGCCUGGCUUGAACCGAUGUAGUGUUAGUGAAGAGGACUCAACAAAAGCUUUAAUUGCCCGUUACCAACCUCACCCUUCCAAUGGUCAAACAAUUCAGGCUGGUCAAUCUACUGUUUCUAUGUCUGGCCCAAACUUGAGCAGUGCUGGUCGGGCUGAUCAGAGCCGUGAAAAUCGAGAACUUCCUUCUGUGCCUUGUGUAGGAAAGAAGAAACCUGCAAUGAAAGAAAUAUCAAAUUCAAUGAACCUAAGUAACAGUGAGCAGUUACUUAAUUCUUCUAAGAAGAAUAUUCAGGCAUCCACACAAAGCGGAAGCUUAAAUGAGGUAGUCCAGAUUUUUCCUGCAGCUGAUGAUCUUUCUCAUUCAACCAAGCAUGACACCAUAGAGAAGUACAAAAACAAUUACAAAGAGAAAGAGAAAAAUAAGCAAAUUGAGUAUAGUUCUGAAGGAGGUGAAAUGAGGAGCUCUAAGACAAAAAACAAAAGAGGCCCUGACCGUUAUGAUCAAGAGGAAGAUUUUUCAAGAGGUGCUAAGAGAACUAAAAGAGAAAAUGUACAUCAUAUGGAUGAAAAUAGGUUGCGUGAUCAUGGUGGACCUGUCGAGAAAGUACGCCCCUGUACUAGUAGUGAACUGUCAGCAGAUGCAUCAGGGAAAGAGAAACACAGAUCUAAGGAGCAUUUGAAGGUCAACAAGAAUGAUGGAAAUGGAAAAGCUCAUAUUAUUUCUAAUGAUGGGGACCUCGAUAUGCAAAAAUAUGAUGCCAAGGAUGUGAGAAAGAGGCAACAUAAACAAGUUUCCAUCGAUUCUUUUGUUAAUGGGCAUCUUAAUCAUGAUAUCAUGGGCAUUAUAGAAGAAACGAAUGAGAACAACCAUAAAAUAGGGAAAAAGGCAAAGGUCUCCAAGUCAGAGGGGAAGGAAGAUCCUGGAUGUUCUGUUUCUCGACAGAGGGUUGAUGCUAUUGAACCUUUGGUAAAAGAUAUUGGAUCUCUACAACCCUCUAUAGCUGCUGCUUCAAGCUCUUCAAAAGUUUCAGGAUCUAACAAAAAUAAAGAUAUUCUCCAGGAAAUGAGAGGCUCACCAGUAGAAUCAGUUUCUUCUUCUCCGUUGAGGAUUUUGAAUCAUGAUAGGGCUAAAUUAACUAGAAGGAAUCCUGAGCUCAAAGAAGAUUCUGGAGAGGCUGGUCUUUUUCCUUCUGGCACUUUUAGAAGAAGUUCAGAUAGGCAAGAUAAAGGGAGAAGGGAACAUUUACUUGAUACACCAGGCAAGAAUAUGGAAUACUCUGGUGCUAGUAAAGCUAGAGUAUAUGUGGCACCUUCUCAGUUAGAAAAUUUCCAUAAUGCAGAUGGAUGCAAUGGUAGCUUAAGGCAAAAUACUCAAUAUCCUACCAAAUUGCAAACUACAGAUCAGUGGAAUGAUGAAGGGAAAAUAAAUGACAGUGACGGUCUCAGAGAUGCUUCACAUGGAAGGAAAUCGAGAAAGGGUUCCUUGUCUGGAUCUAAGGAGAAAGGUGGAGAUAGGAAGUCUGAACCUGAUAAGGGUAAGGACAAACUUUCUAAUUAUAGUAAAGAGUCUUUCGACAAUGCAUCUCCUUGUGAAGACAUAGGAAGGUCUGGAAAGUGUAGGGUUCUGGAGAAAUCUCGAAUUAGCUCUGAUAAAAUUGCCAAGGAUCUCGAGGAUAAAGUGACAAUUGAGAAGGCUAAAAGAGAACCCCAGUUGAAAUUGAAUGUCAAAGAAGAUGUUUUUUCCAGCCAAGACCAAAAACAGAAUCAACGAUUGGAUGGUGAUGGUGAAAAAUCUUCCAGAAAGUCUAUUUCUACGACAGAUCAGAUAGAAUCAUCAAGAAGAGAAAAGUCUAAAUCGUUACCACCUUCUGGAAGAAGUCAAAAUGAGGGUUUGAAGCUUGCUAAUGGCUCAUCAAUUGGUGCUUCCGAAGGUGGUUAUGCCGCGGUUAAACGAGCAAAACAUGUGAAAAGUUUGGAAAACCAGAAUGCUGAUCAGCCAACUAAGUCAAGAAAUCUUGCUAGCAAUGGUAAUAGAAUUCAGGAUGUGAAUGCCCCAAGCCCACUUAGAAAGGAUUCAUCUAGCCAAGCAGCCAACAGUGCCACUAAAGAGGCAACUAAUCUUAAACAUAUGGCAGAUCGUGUUAAGAACUCUGGGGAAAGUGGUGAAAGCACAAGUCUUUAUUUCCAGGCGGCCCUUAAGUUUCUUCGUGGAGCUUCUUUAUUUGAACUUAGCAGUUCUGAGACUUCCAAUCAAAGUGAACUGAAUCAGUCUAUGCAAAUGUAUAGUAGUACUGCAAAACUCUGCGAGUUUUGUGCGCAUGAAUAUGAGAAGUCCAAAGACAUGGCUGCUGCUGCAUUGGCAUACAAAUGCAUGGAAGUGGCCUAUAUGAGAGUAGUUUACAUGUCACAUAGCAGUGCAAGCAGGGCUCGACAAGAGUUGCAAACAACACUCCAUAUAGUUCCUGGCGAAUCUCCUUCUUCUUCAGUCUCUGAUGUUGAUAACUUAAACAACCCAGCAACUGCGGACAAGGUCCCAUUAACCAAAGGAGUUAGCUCUCCUCAAGUUGUUGGACACCAUGUUGUUACUGCAAGAAAUCGUCCUAGCUUCCAGCGACUGCUCAAUUUUGCACAGGAAGUAAAUUAUGGCAUGGAAGCCUCAAGGAAGUCACGAGCUGCUUUUGCAGCUGCAAAACCUAGAAACGAAGAGGUCCACCAAAAAGAGAGUCUAAGUUCUGUGAAGAGGGCUCUUGACUUUAGUUUCCAUGAUGUUGAAGGAUUUCUAUGUCUAGUACGACUAGCAAUGGAUGCUAUGAGUCGUUGAUGGUUUCAAGACAAGUUCACUAUUUUAUCUUUCAGAGAAAUAACUUUUAGUUUUUUGAACGGGUUUCUCUCCUCAAAGUUGAGUUUUUCCUUCAAGGAAAAAGAGGCGCCAAACAGAUGAUAACCUGAAUGCUUGGUGAAUUUUGUGAUCCAGAUGUUAAGGAAGAGACUCACCAAUUCUAAAACAAAUUUACCUUCAUAAUAACAGAUUUGGGUUCAAGGAAUAUCAAAUCCACUUGCAUAAUCUCUAUGGAGUUUUCCUUUUUAUGCAUAACGUUUCCCCCAUCUUGAGCACUUUGGAGAUGUUGAUUGGGACCCAUUUGAUUAUUAUUUAUUGGCCAAACCACCUUCUGAACUGAAUGGAGGAAGUUACUGAUUCAUUCUCUUGCGAGUUGACUGUACUCAGCUUAUGCUAUAUAUAGAGUUGAAGCACAUAUGAAGAAGGGUAUAGAUGAGUGGAGAAGAUUCAGGACUUAAAUUUGUUUGAGCUACAGUUGUACAUAUAAUCAUAUCCUUGAAGAUCUUGCUUAAUUCAUUCUUUUUAGAGGCAAAAGCUGAUUCAACCACCAAUUCCAAUGGCUUCUCCCAUGGCAUCUCAAGUUUUUUUUAAUAUAUUUUUAGGCAAUUUUUUGAAUAGGAUUAGUAAAAUUCUUACUCUACCAUUUUUACAUUUUACUAAGUAGUUACAUAUAGAUGAAGAUGCACUAUGAGAGGCAGAAUGAGGCAUGUAAAUACCACCUUACAACAUUUUACAUUUUGAUCUUGGGUAAUAAAAGCUACCUAGGUUCUUACUAAGUAAUAAAUACACAGUUAUGAUGUGUAAUAAUGUAAUUAAAUGAUCGACAAACAUUACUAAUCAUUGAACAAACUAAUAAUUCAUGCAAAGUGCAUUAGACUAUGGUUA
Messenger RNA from Impatiens glandulifera, 5934 nucleotides. Its product is annotated as cysteine-tryptophan domain-containing zinc finger protein 7-like. The record is from RefSeq and is a predicted model, not a curated record. Bases 385 to 5031 code for a protein of 1548 amino acids. Gene Ontology annotation, molecular function: zinc ion binding. The transcript has 13 exons. NCBI's taxonomy places the organism in Eukaryota, Viridiplantae, Streptophyta, Magnoliopsida, Ericales, Balsaminaceae.